CGAACACUUGUAACUGAAACAGUGACAGGCUCACAACAUAAUGUCGUUAUAGUUUUGUAAUGUCAGUCCUAGUUAUGUUAUUUUGUGUCAGUAAUUAGUGAAAUUAGUUUAAUAAAUUAUAAUGGCCACCGUGGAGGAAGUGGGUAUUCGGGAUUUUGUCCUUUUGGACGAAAUUUCGAUGGAAAAAUUCAUGCAAAAUCUUCGCAACAGAUUUCAAGCUGGACUUAUUUAUACCUAUAUUGGCGAGGUGUGCAUAUCUGUUAAUCCUUACCGACAGUUGAACAUAUAUGGGCAGGAAAAUAUCACAAAAUACAAAGGUCGAGAGAUGUUCGAGAACCCUCCCCACGUGUAUGCCAUAGCCGACUCGGCCCACAGAGCCAUGAAACAAAAGGGCAGCGACACGUGUAUUGUCAUCAGUGGAGAGUCAGGCAGUGGCAAAACUGAGACCUCGAAAAUCAUCAUGAAAUACAUCGCUGCUGUUACUAAUAUCGGACAAAGACAGGAGAUUGAGAGGGUGAAAGACAUCCUUCUACAGUCGAACGCCAUUUUGGAAUCGUUUGGAAAUGCCAAAACUAACCGGAAUGAUAAUUCGUCGAGAUUCGGAAAAUACAUGGACAUUGAUUUCGAUUUCAAAGGGGAUCCUAUCGGCGGACAUAUUAAUAACUAUUUAUUGGAGAAGUCCAGGGUUAUUCUACAACAUCCUGGGGAGAGGAAUUUCCAUGUGUUUUAUCAGGUACUAGCCGCCUCGAAAAUGAACCUAAAGAACGAUGGUUUUGACCAGCUGGGUUUGGAGCUGAGCAGUGACCCACAGAGCUAUCACUACCUGAAACAAGACGACAAAAUGGUGGCUGGUGUGGUGGAGGGGGAUAGAGUCAACUACAGAACCACAAUGGCUGCGUUUAGAACUCUGGGAUUCUCCAAUGAAAUGAAGAACGCUCUGAUUAAAAUCGUAGCUGCCGUAUUGCAUUUGGGCAACGUAGCUUUCACCUCCAACGACGACAAGAUCGAAAUAGCCGGCGCAAGUGAGAAACAACUGAAUCUAGUUGCCAGACUGUUGGAAGUGGACAGCAAUGCUGUUGUAACAGCUCUCACUGAACGUGUGAUAGCCGUCAAAGGGGAGGUCAUGCAGAAAACACACACUCUCAUGCAAGCUGAGUAUGGCAGGGAUGCAUUGGCUAAGGCAAUUUAUGACCGUAUGUUUACAUGGAUCGUGAGCAAAAUCAAUGAUAUAAUUGACGUCAGAGAUACGAGGAGUCGGAGAACGGUUAUAGGAGUUCUGGACAUUUAUGGUUUUGAAGUUUUUGAUGCCAACAGCUUUGAACAGUUGUGUAUCAACUAUUGUAACGAGAAACUGCAACAAUUGUUCAUUGAACUGGUGCUAAAACAAGAACAGGAGGAGUACAAACGGGAAGGAAUCGCCUGGCAAAAUGUGGAAUUUUUCAACAACCAAAUUAUUUGUGAGUUGGUGGAGAAACCGCAUCAAGGAGUAUUCGCCAUUUUGGACGACGCUUGUCUCAAUGUGGGAAAAGUCACUGAUGAGCUCCUUUUGGAAGCAAUGGACAAGGAACUGGCUAAUCAUGACCACUACACAAGUAGACAGAUCAAACCUUUGGACAAGACUCUAAAGCAUAAAACACAAUUUCGUAUCAGACACUAUGCAGGUGAUGUUAUCUAUGAUAUAAAAGGGUUCUUAGACAAGAAUAGAGAUACUCUGUUCCAAGAUUUCAAACGUUUGUUAUUUAAUUCGAGGAAUGAUGUGAUAAGACUCAUGUGGCCUGAAGGUGCUCAGGAUAUAACCAAGACAACCAAACGUCCUCAAACCGCCGGUACCUUGUUCAAAAACUCUAUGAUAGCCCUGGUGAAGACUUUGGCCAGCAAGGAGCCAUUCUACGUUCGAUGUAUCAAGCCCAACGAGGAGAAGUCGCCGUGUCUGAUGGAGGAUGAAAGGGUGGAGCACCAGGUCAGGUAUCUGGGACUUCUAGAGAAUAUCAGAGUCAGGAGGGCUGGGUUUGCCCAUAGACAGCGCUACGACCGCUUUCUCAAACGAUACAAAAUGAUAUCACAAUUCACAUGGCCCAACUUCCGUAACGGGUCCGACGAGGAUGCAGUGAGACAUCUGAUCGAGGAGAAAGGAUACAGUGGAGACGUGAAGUACGGUCACACAAAGAUAUUCAUUAGAAGCCCCAACACCCUGUUCACCCUGGAAGCCAUGAGAGCAGAGCUGAUAGAUGGCAUUGUAAUAUUGCUGCAAAAGCAGAUGCGAGGUCUGCUAUGCAGGCUCAAAUACAGGAAAAUGAAGGCGGCCCUGGCGAUUAUGAAUCACUAUAGACGCUACAAGAUUAGGUCGUAUGUCACCAAACUCAGUCACACGUUUAGGCCAGCUAAGAAGAUGCGUGACUACGGCAAGAGCCUGGCAUGGCCGCCAUCUUCGAUCGCCACUCGCAGACAUGAGCCCAUGCUGAGGGCCAUCUGCGACCGAUGGAGGGCCACCAUGAUCCUCAGGCCCUACCCGAGGUCAGAAUGGCCCCAGCUCAGGAUGAAGCUGGCGGCAGCAGUAGCCCUGCGCAACAAACGCCACAGCUGGGGACACAGCCGGCAGUGGAUGGGCGACUACCUGGCCCUGCAACCGGAGAACCCCGCCUAUCACAUCUACAACGCAUCGGUGGCCCACCUCAAGGCCACGCACCACUUCAACCGAGUCAUGUUCUCCUGCUUUGUCACUAAGACCAACAAGUUCAACAAAUGUGCAAUGAGGGCGCUGUUGGUCACUGAUUACGAGAUCUACAAAAUGGAUGUCCAGAAGUUCAAGCCAAUGAAGAGAGGCAUGCCUAUACAGGAGGUGACAGGCCUGAGUGUAAGUCCAGGACAGGAUCAGCUGAUGGUGAUUCACUCGAACAAGGGCAAUGACCUCGUGGUGACCUUGAAAACAGAUGACGACAGAGUGGGCGAGUUGGUGGGGGCGCUGUGCUCCAGAUAUUCACAAUUACGAGCGCAAGACCUGACUGUAACAGUGGCCAACAAGUUCCAAUGCAUGUUGGGUAAUAAGAGUCGACAUCUUAGAGUCGAAGUCUCGUCGGAAACCGAGCUGGCUGGAUUCAGGAAAGAUGCCAAAAAUGACAUUGUAUAUAUGUUACCUCCCCGGUUUGCAAUAGUACAGGCAACCACACUACAUCAUCCAAUCACAGCUUGAAACAUCAAAUAAAUUAUGGUAAGAAUGAUAAAUAAUCAUGGUAGACCUCGAUAAUGAAUCAAUAAAUAAAAAUAUCGAUAUUAUUUUAAAAUAUCGAUAUUUUCUUAUCGAUAUAUUUUAAAAUAUCGUUAUUUUCUAAUCGAUAUGUUCUAAAAUAUCGAUAUUUUCUAAUCGAUAUAUUUCCAAAUAUCGAUAAUGAACACCUAUGAUAAAAAUAUCGAUAUUUGAAAAAAUAAUAUUGAUAUAGGGUAAUGAAAAUAUCUAUUUUUAUUAUUGAUUUUGGGAAUUCUAUACUGAAAAUGAUGAAUUAAUCGAAUUGAUUUUCAUCAUCCUAUCACAGAUUCUAUCAUGAACUUGAAACGAAAUAAUUUAACCAAUAUAAAUACAGUUUACACUCUUAUUCUUUACUUUGACCGAAUGAAUUGGUUUAUUCACAUCCAAUAUAGAGAGGCUCAACAGGUAGAAGUUAGGGAAGAAGAAGAUGUAGAUGAAGAAGAAGGAGGAGAAGAAGAAGAAGAAGAAGAAGAGGAAGAAGAAGAGGACAGGAGAAGA
This is a messenger RNA of Nilaparvata lugens (brown planthopper), 3742 nucleotides long. RefSeq names its product unconventional myosin ID (gene Myo31DF). Lineage: Eukaryota; Metazoa; Arthropoda; Insecta; Hemiptera; Delphacidae. Gene Ontology annotation, molecular function: microfilament motor activity; ATP binding; actin filament binding. Gene Ontology annotation, cellular component: actin cytoskeleton; myosin complex; vesicle. Gene Ontology annotation, biological process: actin filament organization; vesicle transport along actin filament. The transcript is spliced from 17 exons. The coding region runs from base 122 to 3190 and encodes 1022 amino acids. The record is from RefSeq and is a predicted model, not a curated record.